Molecule: messenger RNA, 1722 nt
Organism: Telopea speciosissima
Lineage: Eukaryota; Viridiplantae; Streptophyta; Magnoliopsida; Proteales; Proteaceae
Product: cyclin-L1-1-like
Exons: 9
Coding region: 28-1383 (451 amino acids)
Biological process (GO): regulation of transcription by RNA polymerase II
Cellular component (GO): nucleus
Molecular function (GO): cyclin-dependent protein serine/threonine kinase regulator activity
Source: RefSeq, a predicted model, not a curated record
AAAGCUGCAAAGGUCAGUUUGUUCAUAAUGAUUUACACAGCACUCGAUACAUUCUACUUGACGGAUGAGCAGUUAAGAAACUCCCCGUCAAGGAAAGAUGACAUAGAUGAAGCUACAGAAACAACACUUAGAAUUUAUGGAUGUGAUCUCAUUCAGGAAAGCGGCAUUUUGCUCAAAUUACCUCAGGCAGUAAUGGCAACAGCCCAAGUUCUAUUCCAUCGUUUCUACUGCAAGAAGUCAUUUGCUCGCUUUAACGUGAAGAGGGUUGCUGCUAGUUGUGUUUGGCUUGCCUCAAAGCUGGAGGAAAGCCCUAGGAAAGCAAAGCACGUGCUCAUGGUAUUCCAUAGGAUGGAAUGUCGGAGAGAAAAUUUACCCAUAGAGCAUUUGGACGUCUUUUCUAAGAAAUAUUCAGAGUUGAAGAUGGACUUGAACAGAACAGAGAGACACUUAUUGAAAGAGAUGGGUUUCAUUUGUCAUGUUGAACAUCCUCAUAAGUUCAUAUCGAACUACCUUGCUACACUUGAAACACCUCCAGAGUUAAGGCAGGAGGCUUGGAAUCUUGCAAAUGAUAGCCUGCGUACAACCUUGUGUGUUAGAUUCAAGAGUGAAGUUGUGGCUUGUGGUGUUGUAUAUGCGGCUGCUCGAAGGUUCCAGGUACCACUUCCUGAGGACCCUCCAUGGUGGAAGGCUUUCGAUGCAGAGAAGUCUGGGAUUGAUGAAGUCUGUAGGGUUUUGGCACACCUGUACAGCCUUCCCAAAGCACUACACAUACCAGUGUGUAAAGAUGGGGAUUCAUUCACAACAUCAAGACAGACAACAGACUCACAAGGGCAGCAAAUUUCGAAGGAAGGAACACCGAAUGGACUGGCAGGUAAUAAUGAUACAUCUAGUCCCAAGGUUGUGCCUGCAGUUGCCAAUCCAGACACCAGUGGUUCGAAAGGUGCAAUUGUAAAAGUAGCCUGUGAAAAAUUAAAGGAGUCCAAGAAAAGUGAUGAUGAUGCCAAGAAUCUCCCAAUUGAUGAAGUGAUGAGAGAAGAACUUCCAUCAAAGUCCAAGGCUGAGCACAGACAGGAGGGAAGUGGAGAAAGGAACAGGGAGAGGGAUAGGGAGAGGGAGAGGGAGAGGGAGAGAUCAAAGGCUUGGGACCGUGAUAGGGGAAGGGAUGGAAGGGAUUCUGACAGGGAAAGGGAACGAGAGAAAGAGAUGGAAAGGGAACGAGACAAAGUCAAGGAUAGAAGUCAUCGUUCCAAGGACAAGGGAAAAGAUUCAGGAGGGCAUUCAGAGAAAUCAAGGCACCAUCCAUCACGAGAUCGUAGCGACUACCAUAGCUCCUCCUAUUCAUCCCGCGAGAAGGAUCGACACAGACAUCAUCCAUACACAUGAAUCAGAAGUAUUCUUUGCCUUCUGACUACUGGGUUUUUGCAGCUUGAUUACCCCAAACUGUAUAUUUUAUCUGGACGUAAAAAUCAAUCUAGACGGAAAAUAGAUGGUGAAAAGAGUGAGGGCAUCCAUUCCAGAUUUCUUGUAGUUAUAAAGCUGUCAUGUUGGGGAAAUAGUAUAUUGCUUUAGGUUGUGUUUAAUUAUCAAUAUGCAAAGCUUGGCAAAUUGCUGCAUGUGGAUGUUUUAUUUGCAGAACUGGUCUGUAUUCUUGGAUCCUAUCUCUGUUAAAUUAACAUGUUUGAACUGCGAAUGAGCUGGUACACCACCUCCCUUUGCUUAAAA